AUGACGAUCAAGGAAUCAACGCAACGUCCUCCAGGACAACAGCAGUUCUGGUGGUCAAACGCUAUAGUCUUCGUCGGCACUCACAUCGCCGCUUGCGCAGGCGUUUAUUACCAGCCACUUUCUUCGACUCCUAAAGCGACCCUCGUACUUUCUGUUGUCCUCUGGCAAGCUGCUUGCCUCGGAAUAACGAUUGGAUACCAUAGACUGUAUUCGCACAGGUCGUUCGAGGCUGGAGUGAAGACGCGAGCGUUAUUGGCACUGCUGGGUUCCAGCGCGGCCCAGGGGUCUAUCAAGGUGCGUUGCCCGGUUAUGAGGCACCGGCUGCACCAUGCAUGCAGGUACUCGGCCACACGUGGACUACUCUGGUCCCACAUGGGAUGGAUCUUCUACAAGCAGCGCUACGAGCGAAUGAGCCUGGUUGACAAGGACGACCUUGACGAAGACCUUGUUUCCACGGCCCUGUUCACGGCGAUACUAGUCCCCACGAUCAUUGGGAGCUUCUGGCAUGACGCUAUUGGGGCAUUUAUAUGGGCAGGUUUGGUGUCCAGGCUCGUUGGUAGGCUGGCGCAUUGGGACGGCCUACAACCAUAUUCUGACGAGAAUACAUCAAGACUUAACUUGAUUGUUGCGUUGCUGACAUGUGGCGAAGGGAACCACAAUUUUCACUCGUUUCCCCAGGACUUUCGCGCGGGUCCCUCCGCAUACGACUGGGAUCCGUCUAAGUGGGUUAUCCUCGCUCUUCAUCGACUGGGGCUCGUCAAGGGGCUACGGAAAGCGCGGGAUAAGGAUCUUUCCCACGCACGCUGGCGCAUGCAUGUCAAGACUCAGGUGGCGACGCCAGAUGUCCUCAUAGCUCCAAACUCGUCUGAGUCUCAGACAGCGCCGAUGUCAAUUUCUGAUGUCUGCGUUUACGUUGAACGCGCGGAGGGCCGGUGUAUUCUGCUUAUAGACGAUAUGGUGAUAGACGCAACUGCAUACACAAUCGAUCACCCUGGAGGCGCCGCUUUGUUGCGCAAGUAUGCCAUCAAGCCCGAAGUCAUCCUUGAGGAUAACCUAGAAGAUCACAUUAAGGAGCUUCGUCAGAACGCUACAGCAGCCUUCCAUGGCGGCAUGAACAAGCAUACUCUUGCCGCUCGAGAUAGGCUGCGGGAGUUAGCUAUUGCACGCUUAGUUGGCCACUAA
This is a messenger RNA of Phanerochaete carnosa HHB-10118-sp, 1182 nucleotides long. RefSeq lists its product as uncharacterized. Gene Ontology annotation, molecular function: iron ion binding; stearoyl-CoA 9-desaturase activity. NCBI's taxonomy places the organism in Eukaryota, Fungi, Basidiomycota, Agaricomycetes, Polyporales, Phanerochaetaceae. Gene Ontology annotation, biological process: unsaturated fatty acid biosynthetic process. Gene Ontology annotation, cellular component: endoplasmic reticulum membrane. The record is from RefSeq and is a predicted model, not a curated record. Bases 1 to 1182 code for a protein of 393 amino acids. The transcript is spliced from 9 exons.